AUGGACUCGGCGAUAGAAUCCCAGUUCCGACCGAACGGCGGCCUCAACGGGGGCGGAAACGGCCAUAUUACGCCUUUGCAAAAGGUCGCCACGGACGGAACCAUUCGAGGGUUGUUGUCGCGCCAGAACAACAAUGAUACACGAGGUGGAUUGUUCGGGGACGACGACGACGAAGAGGAUGAGGAAUUGACAGAGUCACCUACGGAGUCGUCCGUGACAAGUCCGUCUUCAGUAACAUCGCCUCCGUACUGGCUCGGUCACCACCAGCGCUCAGUCUCCAAUAUGUCGGUCGAAUCCGUGCUACCCGCCGGCGCAAUCACGAUGCACGAUAAUGAAGCGAGCGAUGUCAAUGGUCGAAACCGAGCCUGUUGGGCGAAGAGCGUCGAGGUUACCGAUUACGUCGUGGUGAACGGUAGCGCCACCAACAUUGGGGCAUUCGUCGUCUGGAACAUUAGAGUCGAGACAUUGCAAGGGAGUUACAUGAACAUCCGCAAGCGAUACUCGGAGUUUGACGAACUUCGCGAAAAGCUGAUCAAGACGUUUCCCAACUUCGAAGCAGCUGUGCCGCCACUACCGCCUAAAAGCAUGAUUUCCAAAUUCCGGCCCCGUUUCCUCGAUAAAAGGAGAGCAGGGCUGCAAUACUUUCUCAAUUGUAUAAUGUUGAAUCCCGAGUUUUCUGGGUCGCCAGUACUCAAGGAAUUUCUCUUCUCGUAA
Molecule: messenger RNA, 714 nt
Organism: Colletotrichum orchidophilum
Lineage: Eukaryota; Fungi; Ascomycota; Sordariomycetes; Glomerellales; Glomerellaceae
Product: PX domain-containing protein
Exons: 3
Coding region: 1-714 (237 amino acids)
Cellular component (GO): endosome
Molecular function (GO): phosphatidylinositol-3-phosphate binding
Source: RefSeq, a predicted model, not a curated record